AUAAUGAAAUCAAACAUUUAACAAAACAAAGAACAAAUAAGGAAGAGAAAAAAUAACAAAAUCGCAAAAUUUACAGUAUCAGAUCUCAAAAAUCCAUCAAAAAACCCUCUGUAGAAGAAAAAUCAAUUUCCUUGAUUGAAUCUGAACGCAAUUCCAAGUCAAUAAGUUAUCAAAGAAUUUUUCUUUCACAGUGCAAAAGAAAAAAGAAAAAAGAAAAGAUAAACAAUUCAUUCCUAUGCUUGAGACUGAAAAGAAAAGAUUAAUCUUGGAUUAAAAGAUAAUAAUUUGAAGAAUUCUUUUUAAAAUGAAUUUUUUUAGUGUACUAAAAAAAAAAUCUUAGACUUGACUCACUGUUUAAGGUGAUUGGGACUUUGUUCAGAGAAGGCCUAUCAAAUUAGUAUUAGUCAACAACUUAGAUGUUUGGAACUUUGUGCAACUAUCAUUUUCAUAGUGUUUUCUAUGUUUUUGGUUGUCUUGGUUUGUAUGAAAUGUUGUGAAAAUGUUCAGAAAUAUAUAUUUUUUUGUGAGUUUCAAUAGGAAGUUUUUCGUUAUUGUUUGGAGGGAGCCCAUUCAAAAGAUAAUGAUCAUGUCAAGGAUUUUACGGUUACAAGUUCUGCUACUCAUGAUAUUGUUGCAAAUGUCUCUUGUGAAAAUUCUGGUAGUUUCCUACUGCAAAACAAGUUUGGUUAUACGAGCCCACAGGCUAGUGGUCUAAUGUCCUUAUAUGGAGAUUCUGUUCACCCUCCUACCAAGAUCAGAGAGUCUUAUUUUGAAGUAGGGCAAAACAGGCAUGCUGUUCCUGAGUCUAAUAAUACUAUGACUUUUGAUGUGGAAGAAAGAAAACUUAGUAAUUCUGCUGGUCAUUUGCCUGGUGGAAACGGUGCUCCAUUUUGGCCAUCUGAAUCUCGAUCUACUGCCUUCAGUUUUGAUCUCAGAAGUUCAUCUGAUAAUCUGCUGUUGUAUCCAGACAUAGCUGAAACUAAUACUAGGAGAUCUCGUCCAUCUUUCCUUGAUUCUCUGAACAUGCCAAGUGCAACAUCUGCUUCUGAGAAGCCAUUUACUGAGACUGAAACUACUCAACCUUUCUCAAAGUGGAAGUCUUCGAAUGUGCCUAGUGCAUUGGAGCAUUCAAGGACCUCAUCAAUUUCUUCUGGACAUGGGGAUGACAUAUACAGGCAUACUGUCAAUGACAACAGCAUGGAGAGGAAAUGUGACUCUUAG
This is a messenger RNA of Camellia sinensis, 1221 nucleotides long. Lineage: Eukaryota; Viridiplantae; Streptophyta; Magnoliopsida; Ericales; Theaceae. The record is from RefSeq and is a predicted model, not a curated record.